This is a messenger RNA of Hyaloperonospora brassicae, 804 nucleotides long. Lineage: Eukaryota; Oomycota; Peronosporomycetes; Peronosporales; Peronosporaceae. The record is from the annotation of a GenBank genome assembly.
AUGGCCAAGGCUGAUCACAGUCACGAGCACGACGCCAUUGUCGGAAGAGCUGUCACUGCCUUCGCUACGUCCUUCAUGUCGCUCGACCGUAGUAGCCAUCGCACUAGCAGUAGUCGUAGCAACAAGAGCCGCAACACGACUUUGAGCAAAGAGACAACGAGCUGUUCACUGGCUUCGGAGAUUUUCCUACUGCGCGAGCUCAACCUCGUGCCCGUGACACUGUACCCGCUGCAGCUCUCUCGAGCAAUGGCGAUCCGUCUCUUCCUCUCGCGUAUUGAGUACGUCGCGAUCCACGAAGUCCUUGAGCGAGAAGAAGGUGUGAUGUACUACGUGCUGAACAUGUACCGGAAGUGCCAGCAAAAGGGACUGCCGCCUGCUGCUCGCAACGUAACUACGACAAGACAUCGACACCUUCGAUCGUACACGAACGUACGUGGCCUCGAACUCGAGAACAGACGCUUCGACUACCAAAUUGAACAGCGCUACUCGAGUUUCGCACGACUGCGGUCCAACGUGGCGAACGUGGCCCGCAAGUACCACCCCAAGUGCCGCGUGUGUGCGUAUUGCGUCAAUGUGCUGAAGUUCCUGCACCUGACGCCGUCGAAGCCCAGUCUCAAGGUCAAGUUUACGACUCAGCCUGACGAGCGCAAACCGCUGUUGAGCUCGUUUAUCAAUCAACUGGUGCAUGUCGUGCGUGAAGACUAUCUAUCGUGUCCGCGGACAUUGCGAGGCUACCACGCGAUUCCAGCACUGGUCCAGCGCUUUUUGUCGGAACAAACGGGGGAGUCGUUCUUUUACUCGUGA